This is a messenger RNA of Scutellospora calospora, 429 nucleotides long. Lineage: Eukaryota; Fungi; Glomeromycota; Glomeromycetes; Diversisporales; Gigasporaceae. The record is from the annotation of a GenBank genome assembly.
AUGAUACAACACGGAUCACUUAGUUUACCAUUAGUAAAAGCUGGGAGUCCUAAUUGUCAAGUCAUUAAUGAGACUUCACAACAAGUUUAUGACUUGAGACCUUUGACGAGAAUUUCAGGAGAUGAUUGGAAAGUUAAAUCUGAAGGUUUCAAUUAUGAAUUUGGGUUGAAUGUUUGUAAUGUAAUUUUGAACACGUCUAAUGUUAAUCAAGAUGACAAAGUUGGUAUUUGGGGAGAACUUGUUGCUGUAGGUGUAUUAGCAACACUAGCUGAGGCUGAUGAAGCUGGAGAUACAGCUAGGGCAGCGGGUGCAGACGCAUCAGCAGCAGUAAAAACUGGUUUGAUUAAUAAAACCUCUGAAAUUAUAGGGUGUCAUCGUAACACAGCAGCAAAUUUAAAUAAAUCACCAUAUCGAUAUCAUAAAGAUUGA